Molecule: messenger RNA, 2643 nt
Organism: Astrephomene gubernaculifera
Lineage: Eukaryota; Viridiplantae; Chlorophyta; Chlorophyceae; Chlamydomonadales; Astrephomenaceae
Source: the annotation of a GenBank genome assembly
AAUUGUAUCCGGAUUAGGAAGCGGAUUAGCAGUCACAUCAUAUCGCAUCGUGGGUACCUGGUACAGACUAGACAGCUUUCCCCUAAUCACAUACAGCCUAUACCUUUAAACCGCCCUGUAGGUUAGUACCGUUAGCUGCCCUGAUAGAGCACCGGUGAAGCAUUAUAGAGGAUACAAGGGGGGCCGAAAGCAGUACAAAUACAAACGCUUGGAUGUUUGAAGCUGUAGUCUCGCACCAGACAACUCGGCGGGAGUCGCUGCAUAGCUUGACGCGCAUGAGCAGCAGCAGCAAUGUCGGGGUUAUACCAAUCAGCUAGCUGGUUUGCAGUAGAGGCGCCAUUCCUUAGGCAACUUGCUGGUAUCUUGCCGGCCAUGCGACUCCUUCCUGCCCAACGGUUGAUUGAAUGCCGACAUGCACCCAGGCCGACGGCAUAUUACUCCACUUGCGCUCAUGUGAGCAUCGCGAGCUUGCCAAGUGGAACGCACAGCUCACUUAUCAUGAGGUGGUCGAGGGGUGCAGCAGGGAGACCCAGCGGCCGACCCGAGGUGGCUGCAAAGGCGCUUCCCUUCGACAGUUCAUCCGGCGAAAUCCUAGUCGCCGCGGAGGCCGGCGUCGCCACCAGCACGCUUGUGCUUGGAUGCCUGUUCACGAUGCUGGGCUCAAAGCCUACGGUGGGUGCUCCUUGCCGUUCGGGAUCUCCAUCAGCAGAUGGGCAGACGCUUUUCGCUUUUCUGUGCGCUACCAUGCCCCGUUACAAACCUGCAUUACCGCAGGCGGCACGUGCUGCCGUCAGCGCCGCUUCCGCGACCACAUCUAAGCACCUUUCGCCACAGCCGCAGCUACAGCAGCAAGUUCCCCACCAGCUUGCAAGCAGCGCGCCCGCCAGCAGCGUCCAUCCCGGUUCCCCAGGAUCGACAGGUAGCGCCGCUUGCCCACCUCAGGAGCAUAGUGAACCUUCAACCUCGGCGGGUGGCGGUAGCGGGCACGUCUGUGAUAGCCACACGGACAGCAAUAGCGGCAGUGGAGCCCGCAAUUGCCACACCAACGACAGUGGCGGGAACGGGAGCAGCAGCGGGGGGCAUGGAGACCAUGGCGGCGGUUUCAGCGGCGGCCGGGGAGGCUCCAGCGGAGGAUGGGACGGGGGCUGGGGCAGGGGCUUUGGCGCUGCUGGUGACAGCGGCGGCGGCAUACCCCGCGGCGGCAUCGCUGCUUGCCUGCUGGCCAUGGCCGCUGCGCUGGCCCUGGUUGGCCCCUGGUCCAACACGUUGAGGCGGCUUCUAGGCAGCGACUUCCAAGACCACCAUGUGCUCCGAAACCAGCAGCAGCAGCAACUGCAUCAGCCGGUCGAUUACCUGCGGCAAGAAGCCCCGGGCGCGCGUCCUUCGCAGCGGCCCAGUGCAAGAUGGGAGCUACCGGGUAGCGGAGCAGGUAGCAGCUUUGCCAUCCGCAUGCGUCGUAUCGCUUGCCCGGGGUUCCCAGCCGGACGACGCCUGCUGGGAGCUUGGCCCGCCUGGCUCCCGUUGUACGAGCACAACUGCCAGCGGCUGGCCUUGCCGUACAGCGACGAGCAUGACGUCCAGCAGGACGCCACAGAGCGGCUGAUGGCAGCGAGGCUGAUGCAGGAGCAGAACGCCUGGAUGCAUGCGGAUCCUUACGGCUUUUCGCAUGGGGGCGAUGAGUUGGCGUUGCGGGCCCCACAACAGCCGCAACAGGAACCGCGGCAGCAAUGCCACCAUGCAUCCGGGAGGCGCAGCAGGUCGGCAUCGCGCGCUCAUCAUGCUGCUGCUGGCGACCGCGGUGCCAGCAGCAGCGGCAGCAUCAGAGAGGUAUCACCGGAACGCUUGCAUACAUCAGCAGCCCGGCGGUUCGCUGGGCGGGUGGCCGGGCCUGGGCGCGAAAAUGCGCUGCGGCGGCGGACGGUAUCGGGGAGGUUGAAAACACCCGUUGCUGGUGCUGACGGAGGGGAGGGGUGCGCUUCCGGGCGGGGGCAUGGCGGGAUGAAGACAGUGAACCUGCGGGAGGAGAUUGCGGCGCUGGGUGCGAUGAAGGAGAGGCUGCAGGCUGCACACGACCGUGCGGAGGGGUGGCUGCUGGCGAGCCAGGGAAGCGGGGUCGCGUUGGCGUAGGAGUUGCCGAGGAUGCAGCUGGCGGCUUGGGGUGGCGUUGGGGGCUGAAGCAGCGGGUUUUUCAUGCUUGUUUGCAUGGUAGGUGAUUAACAACAGCGCUGCAGUUAUCGAGGAGGGCAUUGUGAAGGUUCUUAGUGUGUCGUGUGAUUCCUAGGUUCGUAUGCAGUGGAAACAUUGGAAGGCGUGACCCUUUUGUGCAAACCUUGUGAACUAAACCGGUGUCAGGCGUGCAAGUGUCGUACAUAGAAUAUCGUCAGAGCCCAAAUCUGCAAGUGUGGGCGCAGGUUUUACGGCCUCCCUUACAAACAUCGUUGGUACAGUUGCAGUUGAGGGUAGUUCGAACGUAAUGGCUUUUAAUGUUUCAUAACGGUCGUCAAUGUGGCUUGCACAUAGCUCAGGACCGGUCAUAAAGUACCAUGCAUAGUUACCUGGAAUGCGGUACCCAUGCUAGUUACUAAGCGGCAACCUUGGCAAGAGAGUGGCACAUACCGGUACCAUGUAACUACUUUCCAGCUG